Exophiala oligosperma is the source of this 1503-nucleotide messenger RNA. RefSeq lists its product as uncharacterized. The transcript is spliced from 2 exons. Lineage: Eukaryota; Fungi; Ascomycota; Eurotiomycetes; Chaetothyriales; Herpotrichiellaceae. The coding region runs from base 1 to 1503 and encodes 500 amino acids. The record is from RefSeq and is a predicted model, not a curated record.
AUGUUCGAGGCACUUGACUACGACGUCGUCAUCGUGGGCGCCGGUAUCAGUGGCAUCAAUGCCGCAUAUCGCAUCCAACACGAGCUCGGAGAUUUGAGAUAUAUCGUUCUGGAGAACCGAUCAGAACUUGGAGGUACCUGGAGCUUGUUCAAAUAUCCUGGAAUUCGAUCUGACUCGGAUCUUUAUACCUUUGGAUUUCCUUGGGAGCCGUGGACGGAGAACCAUCCCAUCGCGUCUGCUCCAGCCAUCCUGAGCUAUAUGAAGCGGACCGUGGAUAAACAUGGCCUAAUGGAACAUAUUCGCUUCAAUCACAAAGUUGAUCGAUUGUCGUGGUCUUCAGAACAGCAGUCAUGGACUAUCGACUCCACCUGUCACGAUGGUGGCCAGUCUGUCGCCGCGGCACGCAAGGUAUAUCGUGCGAAGUACGUGAUCAUGGCCACGGGGUACUAUGACUACGAGCAGCCGUUGGAAACCACGAUCCCUGGCCUAGAAAACUUUCAAGGCAAGGUCAUCCACCCACAAUUCUGGGACGAGUCCUACGACUAUUCCGAUCAGAACGUGGUCGUCAUUGGUAGUGGUGCAACUGCAGUGACCCUGUUGCCGGCCAUGUCGGAGAAGGCCAAAUCCGUAACCAUUCUGCAGCGAUCACCUAGCUAUCUGUUGGCGAACCCGAUCGUGCCGCCCCUCGUCCCGACCAUCAAACGCUGGCUUCCCACGUCGUGGGCGAUCAAAGUCAUCCGCUGGCGAGCGAUUCUGAACACGUACCUUAUCUACUGGUUCUGUCAGUACUUUCCAAACAAGGCGCGACGCAUCCUACAGAGCCGAGUGGCCACUGAACUCCCCGCCGACGUCCCGUGUGACCCGCAUUUCAUACCCCGUUACUCCCCGUGGCAGCAGAGGAUGUGCAUCACACCCGGAGGAGACUUCUUCGCCGCCCUGCGCUCAGGAAAAGGCCACGUCGUCACUGACACGGUCAAUACGGUGGAGUCGGAUGGGAUCCUGUUGAACUCUGGCGCUCGACUCCCGGCGGACUUGAUUGUCCCCGCCACCGGACUGAGGGUCGAGAUGGGCGGACACACGAAGCUAGUAGUAGAUGGCAAGCAGGUCAACUUCGGCGACAAGCUGGCCUGGAAGGGCGCCCUGCUGCAAGACGUCCCCAACUUCAUCUUCGUUUUCGGCUACACCAACAUGAGUUGGACCCUCGGGGCGGACGCUACCGCCCAGUUGUUCGUCCGUCUUGUCAAGAAGAUGCGCGGAGAAAAAUGCUCGAGUGUGGUUCCACGCCUGGCCUCACAGCAUCCCGGCGCCGCUCCGAUGCAGCGUAUCCCCCUCCUCAACCUUAACAGCAGCUACGUCAAGAAAGCCGUGGAACGGGGCACGAUGCCCCAGUCCGGGGAUCGCGGUCCGUGGGCGGCCAGGACCAGCUAUUUCAGGGACUAUUGGAAUGCCAAAUUCGGCGACCUGCAUCAAGAUUUGGCCUUUACCCGUCUGAAGGCAGAAUAA